AGAUUUUAAUUUCUUGAGUUCAUCCGACGCUAAGAAGAAGAUCCAAGAUUUUGAUUUCUUGAGUUCAUCCGACGCUAAGAAGAAGACUUAAGAUUUUGAUUUCUUGUGUUCAUCCGACGCUAAGAAGAAGACCUAAGAGACUAUGAAGCGUUUUGUUUUCUUACUACUAACUUUGGCCUUGGUGGCGGCAGUCCCGCAGCACAAUCCUCAAGCUCAGGAUGAAAACCAAGCCAAAGGCCCUGACCAACCUAUACCCAAAGAAGAUUUUGAGAAUGCGAGGGAAUUUCGCGACAGGAAUUUGCAGACCCUUGAAGAAGACGUACCCAUAGACGUUGAAAAUUCAGGGAAAUUUCGCGACAAGGAUUUGCAGCCUCUUGAGGAAAACGCACCCGAAGACGUUUUCGACAAUUCAGGGGGAUUAACCGAAGAGAAUUCCUUGACUCUCGAAAAAAGAAAAAAACGAAAAAACCGUCGUAGACGUGGUGGGCGUGGAAGUAAGGCUACUUUUUCAUACUUUUAAAAUGGUCAUUUAUUAUUCCAUUUUCUCUUUUCUCGGUUCCUUACUUUUUUCAUUCAAUAUGAAACGUCGAAGGUGUAACUCUAAUUCUCAUUUCUUACAAAUUUAGUGAACAAAUUCUGGGUAUAGUAUACAUGUAUUACUCAAUUCGAGUUCGGCUACGAAUCAUAUUGAAGAGGCCCAGGGUCUAGCUAUUCCCUAUACUGAAGAAAUUCCUGAAGGAAGAAACUUCAGGCGCUAUGCGGUUUGUAAGCAUUCUACAGUUUCCCCAUUUCUCUUGCCACAAAGCUGACUGUCCUAGUCCAGACGGAUCCAGACGCACAUUUGAUCGUGAAUAUGUAAUUUGAUCGACGAUGAUUUCAGAAAGAUGUUUACAUUACUGAGAGCCCGACGUUGCCAAUUUUUUCCCGAAAAAUUUCAUAAUUUCCGCAGCAGGGGGGCUACAGCCGCUCUCCCCCCUCCCGGUUCCCCAGCUCGAAAGCUUAUGCUUCAGGCCCUCCAUAGAAUUAAUGGAAGAACAAUUUUUUCGUGGCGGUGUGAAUCUCUAGGUAUAGCCAGCAGCACAAUAAAGGGUUUGGAGAAGAAUCGAGGAAAAUCACUGUGAAAGCUGUGAUGAAACGAUUUAAUGAAAUGGUUACACCUGCAACUAUCAUGAGGGAAAGAGGCACGUAGAAACACAGCAGUUAAAUGUAAACGAGAAAUGCGUUCAUAGCUGACUUUUUCUGCACAAAAUGUUCUCGUUAGUUGCCCCUUGUUGUUGAUGCAUACACUAAAACUGUCUCUGAUGGCGUCGAACGAGGAGAUAGAUUUUCACGUAAACGAUUAAGUUUCUAACAUGAAGGCUGAAAAAAGUAGCUGAUAAGACACCGUAAAGUACGCUUGAAUCCCACAGGCAGGAGAAGGCAAUAACACCAGAAAGAGCUCAAAUAAAAAUAACAACGCCAGUGACACGAAACGGCUUCACCACAGCAUGGUAUCGCAAAUGCAACUGAAGAGCAAGCAAGCGCUCGAUUCCAAUUGCUGUAACAGUAAUGAAAGAAGCAACACUCAAAAAUGCCGCCACAAUGUUGUAAAGUAAAACGACAUGUACAG
Messenger RNA from Orbicella faveolata, 1609 nucleotides. RefSeq lists its product as uncharacterized. The record is from RefSeq and is a predicted model, not a curated record. Lineage: Eukaryota; Metazoa; Cnidaria; Anthozoa; Scleractinia; Merulinidae.